AUGGCAGGUGAUAACAGCAUCAGCCUGAGCAGGGAGCGAGGCGGCAACAACUCCUUCACCCAUGAAGCCCUCACACUUAAGUACAAACUGGACAACCAGUUUGAGCUGGUGUUUGUGGUGGGGUUUCAGAAGAUCCUGACGCUAACCUACGUUGACAAGUUGAUAGACGACGUUCAUAAGGAGUUCAGAGACAAAUAUCGCAAUGAGUUCCAGCAGAAAGGCACCCUGGGCCUCCUAAAUGGCACCUUUGAUUUUAAAGAUGACUUCAUGCGCCUUCUCCGGGAUGCAGAGGAGAGCAGUAAAGUCCGAGCUCCCACGGUAAUGAAGACGUUUGAGCAGUCUCUCAAGUCCCAGAAGACUGUCAAGUGUAUGAUAGAAACCCGAGGGGAGAAACCAAAGGAGAAAGUCAAGAACAAGAAGAACAAAGGUUCUAAAAAAGAAGGAACUGAAGCUGUCGCGGCACCUGGUAAAGCAUCUGCGGGUGACAAGCAGCUCUCCACGGCCGGUGACAGGGAGGAACUGACCAAGGAUGAAAUCUUGCAAAAGAACCGGGAGGAAUUCUUCAAGAGACACAUGAAAGCAGGGGAGAAGUCCAGCAAAUCUCCAAAGCCUGAGGCACAGAAGGAGAAGGGAAAGAAGCCCCGAGUGUGGGAUCUGGGGAACUCUAAUGCCAAAGUACUCGAUUACAGUAACUCUGCUACCAACGGAAGCGCGGAGGCUUGUCCCGUGGAGGAAUUUGACCCUGAUACAGCCCUGGGGGAUCGAAAUCGGGAGCCCGGUCGCCUCUAUGACCUUGAGUAUGAGAGCGAUGAUGAAGCUGAAGAGGAGAAGGUUAUUCAGAACCCUUCAAAGCCCAGCACGAAGAAGGGUGGCCUGGGGGGCAUGUUUGGCAUGCUGAAAGGCCUGGUGGGCUCCAAGAGCUUGACAAGAGAGGACAUGGACCCCGUCCUGGAGAAGAUGAAGGAUCACUUGAUCGCAAAAAAUGUGGCAGCGGAGAUUGCAGUCCAGCUCUGUGAGUCGGUAGCUAAGAAACUGGAAGGGAAGGUGAUGGGAACGUUCACCACGGUGACCUCGACGGUGAAGCAGGCCCUGCAGGAAGCCCUGGUGCAGAUCCUGCAGCCCCAGCGCCGCGUGGACGUCCUUCGUGAUGUCAUGGAUGCCCAGCGCCAUCACCGACCCUAUGUGGUCACUUUCUGUGGCGUCAACGGUGUUGGGAAGUCCACGAACCUGGCCAAGGUGGGACACAAUCCUCCUGCCUCUUUGGGACCAGUGCUGAUGUUGGAGUGUGGCUGCUAGUGGGGUG
Molecule: messenger RNA, 1303 nt
Organism: Athene cunicularia (burrowing owl)
Lineage: Eukaryota; Metazoa; Chordata; Aves; Strigiformes; Strigidae
Gene: SRPRA
Product: SRP receptor subunit alpha
Exons: 10
Coding region: 1-1296 (431 amino acids)
Biological process (GO): SRP-dependent cotranslational protein targeting to membrane
Cellular component (GO): endoplasmic reticulum membrane; signal recognition particle receptor complex
Molecular function (GO): GTPase activity; GTP binding; signal recognition particle binding
Source: RefSeq, a predicted model, not a curated record